AUGGCACCUCAAGACACCGCAGGACGGAUACCCAAGGAUGGGCUCCUUGCCUCGAUCUCGGUUCUUCUUGUUCCGGCAGUUCUAGGCGUACUUUUGCGCCUGUUCAUCAUUAUUCGUGUGCAAAAGCAGAGGAUAUCUUUGGAUGACUACUUAUUGAUUGUCGCUCUCGGCUUUCUCUUAGCCAGUAUCAUCAUAAUGUAUGCGAAGGUGAUCGAUGGUAUGUAUUUGACAUGGGCAAUUGAACUAGGCAUGACAAAUGUCACUAUCCCCACCGAUAUCGUCGAAGUCGGAUACAAAUUUCACUUGUAUAGUGAUGUCUGUCUGUUGAUCUCGUGGUGUUCUUUCAGCGCCGUCAAACUAAGCUUUCUUUUCUUUUUUAAGAAGCUGAUUGAUCGGAUGCGAGUCUGGCAAAUUUACUGGCGGAUGGUCUUUGCCUACACAGUUUGUGUUCUGAUCUAUGGAGCCUUGGUUUUCUUUGUUAGCUGUCCUUUCUUCAACAGCCCCAAGGAGAACGCAUGUAACGUCGGGAAAAAGAAGGAUCAGAUCGUGCAGGAGUCAAUUUCGCUCGCAGUUCUUGAUGUCGUGGGUGACGCUUUAAUUCUGGCCAUUCCAAUCAAUGUAAUUUGGAAAAUCCAAGUCCGUUGGGGACAAAAGAUCUUCCUGAGCUUUUCUCUAUGCUUGACCGUCAUAAUGAUUAUACUUUCAAUUAUUCGAGUAUGUGGACUUGUAUACCACGACUUGGUUGACACCGUUUGGGAGACUUAUUGGCAGUUCUUGAGUGCCGAAAUUGGCGUCUUCUUAGCCUCGGCUGUCUCAUUCCGGUCGCUCUUUGUGUCUCGAAACAGAUCUAAUGCCAGCCCAAACUACUCGGUCAAAAGAUUAUUCAAAGACUCUUUUCACUCGCCAAAGCGACGUAACACCAUGUCUGUUUCUGACUCGUGGUUGGACUCACCAGAGAGCGAGAUGAAGUCGUUGCCAAAACACGUCUUCAUAGGGGAUGGGAAUUAUAUGAGCAGUCCUACUACAGUCGGUGCAAGUAAUGUGGACUUGGAGUCCAACUGGAUGGUAGAGGCUACUGAAGUCCUCUUGCGACCGAGCCCUGCUAUCGUGAAACAAUCUCGCGAUAGAACCGCUCUGCAUGAGAAUGUUUGA
Molecule: messenger RNA, 1152 nt
Organism: Penicillium pulvis
Lineage: Eukaryota; Fungi; Ascomycota; Eurotiomycetes; Eurotiales; Aspergillaceae
Exons: 4
Coding region: 1-1152 (383 amino acids)
Source: RefSeq, a predicted model, not a curated record